Molecule: messenger RNA, 3967 nt
Organism: Brassica napus (rape)
Lineage: Eukaryota; Viridiplantae; Streptophyta; Magnoliopsida; Brassicales; Brassicaceae
Exons: 4
Coding region: 546-965 (139 amino acids)
Source: RefSeq, a predicted model, not a curated record
UUUGGUAAACAUGUAAAAAUAUUAUUAGCAAUUUUCAAAAUUUUGACAGAAAUACAAUGAGAAUAAGAAGCAGAAAAAAAACUAAACAUCAAAUCGAAUUUAGUCAAAGCAGGGACAAACGCAACAACACAAUAGUCGAUAAACAGAGGCCUCAACUAAACCGCACAGCUGCUCGAUGCAAAAAGAAGGGCCAAAAUUAAAUAUAGAGAGAAAACUUGGUAAUUUUGGCCUCUGUGAUGGUCAACUCUUAAAGAUCUUGCCCGACUAAGAAUAGCUUGCAUAAGAUGACGUUAGCAUCCACCAACACGAACAGCCAGCCACGCCCGAGGUAAAGAACCCGCCUCAACGAACCGAACAUUUAUUCGGGAGAGAAAGAAGAUUACAAGGCACAUGUCAAAAUCAUUUGCAAACUGAUCCCGAGCCCAUGGUUUACAAAACCGUCACGACCACCCAUGCAGUAGCUCGUAAUACAGCUGUAAUGACCCACCACUCCCACCAUCUCCACUUCUUUCUCCAACCCCACCACUUCCAACUUCUUCUCCACCAUGUACACCUUCUUCCCCACCACCUCCAUCUUCUUUAAAAUUAAGAAAGAGAAAGAGAGAGAGAGAGAGAAAGAGAGAGAGAAGAAGAAGAAGAAGGGAGAAAGCUCACCUGAGCUCGUCGCCGGAGCCACCACACGCCAGACCGUUGAGCUCGCCACCACCAUCAUCCGCAACCAAAGCCCAUCAUCGUGUUCCUCUCGUCGAGACGAAGCCGUAGACACCAAGCACGCCUCAAACGAAGCCCGGACGAAGCCGUACGCGCCUCCAGAAAACCGCCCUUCGCGCGCGCGUGAAACGCACGCGCCGCCGCCGGAAAUCGUCGCCGCCGCAGCUCCGCCGUCGCCGCCGGCCAACUUUCCGAUAUGGAGUCUAUUUGAGCAGCUGGAGUUCAUAGACAACACUUUUCUAUUGCUAAGGUGAGACAAACAAGUAUGUGAUAUUUGGACGGACUUGGUGCUACUGGACUUUUCUUUCGGAUUUUAUUUGGGCAUGGGUGAGAGUUGUCGGGUUUAUGGGCUUUUAUAUUACGGGAUAUUAUUGGUGGCCCGUCGUCCUUAGUGUCAGGGAGACGGGUGUCACAUUGUUGUAUGAUGACGCGUCGGGGGUGACACGCUGUCCUCCAUAUAGGAGGUGACGGGUGUCACAAUUUGGUAUCAGAGCGGGUUCCAUCCCGGUUCCGUCCGGGAUGGCGGUCAGGGGAUUCGGUUUUCAUCGGUUUUCAACUUAAAAAAAAAAAAAAAAAAAACUAUAUAUUUAUUUAUACAUUUUGAAAUUCUUUUAGCACCAUUCUGUCCUGUAAUUACUAACUCAAAUGUCUCUUUCUAUGACGAUGAGUAAAAUCAUCGUCAUUCGUCCUUCGACUAUCAAGGUUCUCGACAGAUGUUCAGCAGUUGCGUGAAGUCCAAGUUCGUCAGUUUUCUCGGGAGUUAUCAGUUUCUUCGGUCAUGAUUUCGAGGCUAUCCAGGAGUGGAUAUGUGACAUUUCUGCCACCAGCCCACUUCAAGCAAUCGUUCCACGAGUUUUGUUACUGGAGAUUAUGUGGUGUGUGGUAUGAGCCAUUGGUUGGCAUGUGUUGUUGUGUGUACGAGUAUAUUGACUAUUUUGGAGAUAUAUUUUUUUUGUGAACUCGUGGAGAUCGCUUUUGAAUUGGGGUGCAGCAGCUUGCGUUGUGUGGGUGUUGGAGUUACACUUUGGUAUGUUUACCAAUUUUGGCAGUGUUGAUCGUUUCAGAGAUGUGUCAGUUUGGACAACUGACAUAGGACAUUGGGAGCUAUUUAUAUCCAUCGCAGUGUACCAGUUAUGCUUGGAGGGCCGAUUUGUUCGGAUAUUGAUCAGAGAUGGAGCUACGUUUUUACGAUGUUAUCCUUGGGAUGGAUUGACUGUCACUGCAUCAAGUAGUGUUGGAUUGCCUGAGGGCAAGAGUUCCAAUUGCUGGAGCAGAUGGAAGUUGUUAGUGCAUGCAUGCUACAUACUGAGGAGUUAUGGGAUACAAGGACAUAGAGAUUUUUGACUACCAUCUCGAUGGUUAAGGCUGAUGGCCAACAUGAGCUGCAGGAUCUUCCGGUUAUUGCAGAGUAUGAGGAUAUAUUUGUGACCUUUGGAACGGUCACCACAUGACACAUGAGAAACUCUUGCGAUUUGUUUGGAGCAAACAACACAAGUUUCACAAGUUUUAUACCGAUUAGCAUCAACAGAGAUGAAAAAGCUGAAAGAGCAUGUUGAAGAUUCAUCAGACAAGGGUUUUAUCAGACCGGGUACUUUACCGUGGGGAAUAUCAUCAUUGUUGUUGUAAACAAGAAAGGUGGGAGUUUCAAUUUUGUAUCGACUGCAAAGGUCUGAACAAAGUGACCAUUAAAGAUAAGUAUUGCUUCCGCGCGUUGAUGAAUUAUUGGAUUAUUUAUAGGAAGUUUAUAGUUCUUGAAGGUUGACAUGGCAUCAGAACACCAUCAGAUUACUAUAUUUGAAGAGUAUCUACUGAAUGUGAAUUUUUGUAUACAUUAUGGAUAUUAUGGGACGCAGUGAUACCAUUUGGCUCGACAAAGGCAUCGUUGCAUUCAUGAAGAUAUGAAUGACGUUUUCGUGAACAUUUGGAUAGGUGUGCGAUUGUAUUCAUCGAUGACAUCCUGAUUUAUUUUGGAGUAGAAAGGAGAUUUGUGAGCACUUUGCGGAUUGCAUUGGAUAAGCCUGGAGAGCAUCAGUUGUUCGCUAAGUUGAGGAAGUGUAGCUUCUGGCAGAGGAAUGUUGUAUUUUUGGAUAACAUGGUUUUGGAAGCAGAAUUUUGAUGGAUUCAAAGAAGAUUAAUACCGUUUCGGGAAGGUCGAAACCUAAGAGCGCUACAAAGAUCUGCCGUUCUUUUUGGGUUAAUAGGGUACUACUGGAAGUUCAUCAAGGGUUUCACCGGUAUAGUAAUGUUAAAGACGCGGUCUACAUGUAAAGACGUUAAGUGUGGUUGGAUAGAUUUUUGUUCGAGGAUUUUCACUGAAUUGAAGCACAACUAAUGAAGACACCAGUUUUGGGUUCUACUGAGGCUGAGGCUUACUGUGAUGUGUCAGAUACUGGAUUGGAUUUAAAUUAAGGUAUGAGGAUUAAGUCAUUCAUAUGCAUGACACCAGAGAUUCUGUAGUGGUAUUUGCGUUAUCGUUUUGGAGAUCGUAAUUGUACGGGAAGGAAGUUCAGAUUCUCUGAGAUUAUUAGAAUGUGAAAUUUAUCUUCAUUUAUUAAAAACUUGUACUUGGACAGUGCAGUUGGAUUGAGUUUGUAGCAGGCUAUAGUCUGGAUAUCGCAUAUUAUCUGGUAAGGACAACCAGGUGAUAAAUGCCUUGGAUAGGCGUAUGAGCUGUAUCUCAGGAACCAAGAAGGUUCAUGAGUUGGAGAUUUGCUAGUCUCAGGUUGGGUGCCAUUACUAUCAAUGGAGAGACAGAUGUCCUUGGGACUUUGGAGCAGGCAGUUUUGCUAUGGAGGAUACACAAGCACAAGUUAGCAUUCUGGAUUGGUUGAACAGAUCGAGAUUGGGAGUAUUGGAUAUCAUACAGCUUUGAGCAGGAUAUACUUGUACUGAAACCGAGUUUGUGUGUUGGACGAUAAGUUGUUAAGAAAAGGAAUCUUACAACAAACAUAUCACUCGUGUUUCUCUACCCAUCGGGAAGACCAAAGGGUACAAAGAUAUGAAGAGUUAACUAUAAUUGGUGUAGUAUGAAGAUGUUUGUAACUACAUUACGUCGCGGUGCCAGACGUGUUAUAUGGCAAUGACAGAGGAUCAGUUAUCUAUUAUGUUAUUUUUGAGCUUGCUUUUCCCGGAGUAGAAAUGAGGCAUGGUGAUUAUGGACAUUGUUAUUGGAUUUUAAAUCACCAUAUGUGGAAAGGAUGCCACAUGGGUAGUCAUGGAUAGACUUACCAAGUCAGCCCAUUUCCUCAGUAAUUAA